CAUAUUGUCAUAUCUUUCGCAUUUGAAGAUAUUAUUUGGACGUAAUUUACAGCAAAUUUACGUAUGACAUGGCGGCAUGGUCUUUAACCCUAGCCGGUUCCCUGUGAAACGAAUAAAAAAAAUCUUCGCAUUUGUCAAUUUGUUUAAUUGUUUGUCAAAUGUCAACAGCGGACAGCCCUAUUAAAGCGUAGUGAUAAUCAUGAUAAAUUCUCUUUGAAGUUUGAGCAAAGAGAAUUAUAAUAUAUAUCGAAAAGUUUGAGUCAUGUAUGAACUGUGCAGUGAGACGGUGACACUUUUUGUAAAAUACUUACAUAUUAAUUAACCAGUAAAUGUAAUUUUAUAAUAAAUGAGAAGACGAGAUGAUAAAUUUCCAGACAAUGGAUUUGAAGCUUGGGGCGGUUAUAUGCAAGCGAAAAUCGCGAAACUGGAAGAACAGUUUACAAAAAGCGCGGGAAAAGCAGAAUCAUUGUCUCACAUCUUUAACGGUGUAAGUAUUUAUGUUAACGGAUACACUGUGCCAUCUGCAGACGAGUUGAAAGUUCUGAUGUCGAAUCAUGGGGGAAUUUACCACACCUAUCAAAGGAGUGAAGACUUCGUUAUCGCUUCCAACUUACCAGAUACCAAAGUGAAAAAUAUGAACCUAUCUAAAAUAGUCAAACCAGAAUGGAUUACAGAUAGUAUAAUGGCAAACAAAUUACUAGACUAUAGAGAAUAUUUAUUGUACAAGAACUCAAGAACACAACAGCAGCUUAAUUUUAAAACAAAGGUUGACAUUAAAAAGAAUGGUGAUGUAAAUAAUUCUAUAUCUAAUGCAAUCUUUGAGGAUAUGAAGCAAAAUCUUAGUACUGAAAAAUCACCAAUAGCAACAACUUCUAGUAAUGAUCAUAACUCACACAUGAAUAUAAAAAAUGAUUCAAAUGAACCUUUAAAAGCUAACCAGAAACCAGCUGUUAAAACUGCUGUAGACCCAAACUUUAUAUCCGAGUUCUACAAUAACUCAAGGCUACACCACAUUUCACAACUUGGAGCAUCUUUCAAGCAACAUAUUAAUGACUUAAGGGAAAACAGCAAUUUUAAAUUUCCAGCACGCUUAGAGCUAAAAGAUAGAAUUCAAGCCUUAAAUAGUAAUUUUUCACAAUUAACUUUUGAAAAAGGAAAAGUUAUAAUGCACAUUGAUAUGGAUUGUUUUUUUGUAUCAGUUGGUUUAAGAAAUAGACCAGAGCUUAGAGGGAAACCUGUUGCUGUUACACAUUCAAAAGGAGGCCAACCUAGAUCCAAAAGACCAGGAGUUGACAGAAGUACAGAGUUUAAUUUGUAUAAACAAAAGCAAGCCAAAAAGUUAAGUAAAGCAACUGGCACACAUGAAGAUGAAAUUGAAUUUGAAAGCAGAGUCGAUAAUAUUGCAGAUGAGGAUGACAAAUAUGGAUCAAUGAGUGAAAUAGCUUCUUGUUCAUAUGAAGCAAGAGCUAAAGGGAUAGGAAAUGGUAUGUUUAUGGGUGCAGCAUUAAAACUUUGUCCAGAAUUACAAACUAUACCCUAUGAUUUUGAAGGAUACAAAGAAGUAGCAUAUACAUUAUACAAUACCAUUGCACAGUAUACAUUGGAUAUAGAAGCUGUAUCUUGUGAUGAAAUGUAUGUUGAUUGCACAGAACUUCUAAAAGACAUGGAUGUUAGUGCUCAAAAUUUUGCCAUGGUUCUAAGAGAAGAAAUUAAGAGUAAAACAGGGUGUCCAUGCUCAACAGGGUUUGGAGGUAACCGUCUCCAAGCAAGACUAGCUACUAAGCGUGCUAAGCCAGAUGGUCAGUUCUUCCUUACUGAAGACCUAGUUGAAGAUUUCAUGUUUGGCAUUGAACUGAGAGAUUUGCCAGGAGUGGGUAGACAGACUGCUCAAAAAUUAGAAUCAUUAGGUCACAAGUCAUGUGGUUCAUUGCAAAGCCUAACUCUAAAUACAUUGAAAACUCACCUAGGGAACAAAACUGGAGCUCAGUUAUUUGAUCAGUGUCGUGGGCGAGACCUUAAUACAUUACAUUUUUAUACUGUAAGAAAAUCUGUUUCAGCAGAGGUAAAUUACGGUAUCAGAUUUGAAAACAAUGAACAAUGUUAUGAAUUUUUAAAACAAUUAUCAGCAGAAGUCCAUUCAAGAUUGCAACAGUUUAAAGUUCUUGGAAAAUGUAUAACCUUAAAAUUAAUGGUCAGAGCUGAAGAAGCACCUGUUGAAACUGCUAAGUUUAUGGGGCAUGGGUUUUGUAAUGUUAUUAAUAAAUCCAUUUCUUUAAACACAGCCACAAAUGAUAUUGAAGUAAUUACUAGGGAAGUUAUAUCUAUUUGUCAAAAACAAAAUAUAGAUCCAAAAGAAAUGAGAGGUAUUGGUAUUCAAGUUACUAAAUUAGAACCACUUAACAGCAAAACAACAAAGGGUGCCAUUAGUAAGUUUUUAAGUAACAAACUCACUAAAACAGAUAUAAAAAAUGAAAAUUAUGAAACAUCAAACUCUAAAAAUACUAUUUUAAAACAACCAAGAACAGGGACAAGUGAAUAUAAACAAACAACUCCAAAAAAAGAGAAAAUAAGUUUAUCUUCACCAAAAAAAUCACCUAUUUUGGGUGUUACCACUAAAUCACCAUUAAGUAAAAGAAGAGGAAGACCCCCAAAAGGCUCUAAAUUAAGGUCCACUUCUAAAAAUCUUAUAAAUAAGUUUCUUACUGGCCAUAACUCUGUUAGGGAUAUGCCUUAUAAAGAUCCAAUGGUAAAAAAUGAGAUUCCUGUUAAAAAACCGAUAGAAGAAAUUAAUGUUAAGCAAGAAACAAAAAUUAAGGAAGAAAAGCCUAAAGGUUUUUUAGGGCUCCCAUGGGAAAAAGUCAGAGAGUUAUUGAGAGCAUGGCUAGAUAGUGGACAAGUACCACUUUCGUGUGAUACAGAGUUGAUUAGUGCAUAUAUGCGAGAAAUGGUUAUAAAAAAAGAUAUAGAGAAAGUAAAUAUUUUAAUAAAUUUUCUUAGAAGAAGGACUUCUGAAAUUGGUAGCUCGGAAUGGUCGGAAGUAUAUAAUCAUGUUAUUCAAGAAGUGCAAAAGGUUAUGAUCUUUGUUUAUGGUAAAAAAAUGUUUAUAGGUGAUUGAAUGUUUAUUAUUAAUUGUUAUUUUAAUAAAACUGUGAUAAUAAUAAAACAUAAUUUUGAUGCAAUUAAUUUAUUUUCAUUUUGAAUAUUAUUUUCUAGGACUACAAAAGAAAAUAGAAUUUUAUAACAUCACAUUUUUAAUUGUGUAAAAUAAAACAUAUUCCUCGUAAUACUGCCAGUUUAGAGGUACUAAUGGUACACUAAAUUAAUUAGAACUCGUUAAGAGUACUUGAUACCGGACAUAUUAGAUGCAUCAAUUAUUGGCUUAGUAAGUAAAUUUUGUAAUCGUUGAAAAUUCCAAAUAUUUUGGCACACAUGCCUCAGUUCAAUUGUAUUUUACCGAAUAUUGUAAAAUUUUACAUUUACACAGACAUGACAAUUUUAUUACA
Molecule: messenger RNA, 3503 nt
Organism: Manduca sexta (tobacco hornworm)
Lineage: Eukaryota; Metazoa; Arthropoda; Insecta; Lepidoptera; Sphingidae
Gene: Rev1
Product: DNA repair protein REV1
Exons: 1
Coding region: 347-3115 (922 amino acids)
Biological process (GO): error-free translesion synthesis; error-prone translesion synthesis
Cellular component (GO): nucleus
Molecular function (GO): deoxycytidyl transferase activity; DNA-directed DNA polymerase activity; damaged DNA binding
Source: RefSeq, a predicted model, not a curated record